UUCAGAAGGGGCUGGUAACAAUGUGAAGGGAGGCGCGUUGAGGUUGUUGCAGAGUAAAUAUUGAGGCAGGAAAUUGCAGGUGUGUUCAAACCUGGGUGUGGAGACAAAUAGACGCAGCGCUCUGUCCGCCACACACACUCCAGCUUGUGCACAGGAGGGAAGCAACACUUUAUCACACAUCGCCAUUCAUUUCACUAAUCUAACUGCACUCCACUCGACCUACAGGACGCAGCGAGGCCUUCACUCCGCCAGAAGCUAGCCAAGCAGAAUGAUGGAUGAUGACAAUCAAGAAACAUUUAAAAAUGUCAGCCAGAAGCCCGGCCUGCAGAUAUGGACCAUCAAUAACAUGCAGAUGGUCCCUGUUCCAGCUCAAGGCUUUGGUAACUUCUUUGAGGGGGACUGUUACAUUGUUCUAUAUAUAAGUCAGAACAAGGGCUCGGGCCAGUCGGCCGACAUCCACUACUGGAUAGGGAACUCCUCUUCUCAGGACGAGCAGGGGGCCGCGGCCAUCUACGUCACCCAGCUGGACGAGCACCUGGGCGGGACCCCGGUCCAGCACCGGGAGACGCAGGGCAACGAGUCUGCUCUGUUCAGGGGCUACUUCAAGAAUGGUCUCAUCUACAAGAAGGGCGGAGUGGCCUCUGGAUUCCACCACGUCGACCCGAACGUCUACAACGUCCUGCGGCUGCUGCACGUCAAAGGGAGGAAGCAUGUCACCGCGGCAGAGGUGGAGGUGUCAUGGAACAGCUUUAACAAUGGAGACAUAUUCCUACUGGACAUGGGGAAAGCUAUCGUGCAGUGGAACGGCCCCCAGAGCAACAGGAGGGAGAAGCUCAAGGCCGUCUUGUUGGCUCAGGACAUCCGCGACCGGGAGAGAGGAGGCCGGGCUCAGAUCGGCGUGGUGGAGGGAGGAGCGGAGCGGGACUCCCCGGAACUCAUGAAGGUCAUGGCGGCGGUGCUGGGCCAGAGGAGCGGGCAGCUGAAGGAGGCCGUCCCUGACGACGAGCCGGACCGUGUUCAGAACGCCAACGUCAGACUCUACCAAGUUUUUGAAAACAGCGGGAAUCUGGUGGUGCAAGAAGUGGCCACGCAGCCCCUGACCCAGGAUCUGCUGCACUCCUCUGACUGCUACAUCGCCGACCAGGGAGGCUCGAGUGUGAUGGUGUGGAAGGGAAAACACGCUUCCAAGCUGGAGCGGCAGGAAGCUCUCAAUAGGGCACUGGGCUACAUCAAAGCCAAGAAAUACCCACCGAGCACCAGUGUGGAUGUGAUGUCCGAGGGAGGAGAGUCAGCAUUGUUCAAGCACCUGUUCAAGUCCUGGAGAGAUAAGGAGCAAACUCAGGGUCUGGGCGCCACCUACAAUGUGGGAAAGAUAGCAAAGGUCGACCAAGUGAAGUUUGACGUGAUGGAGCUCCACGCUCGUCCCGAACUGGCGGCGCAGCAGCGCAUGGUGGACGACGCCUCUGGAGAGGUUAAGGUGUGGCGUAUUGAGAACUUGGAGCUGGCUGAAGUAAAUCCAAGCAGUUAUGGACAGUUUUACGGUGGAGACUGCUACUUGGUGCUGUACACAUAUCAAAUAUCAAACCAGCAGCAGUACAUACUCUACAUGUGGCAGGGCCGUCACGCCACUCAAGAUGAGAUCACAGCGUGCGCCUUCCAGGCGGUCAAUGUUGAUAACAAGUACAAUGGAGCCCCGGUGCAGGUCAGGGUGAUCAUGGGAAAGGAACCUCGCCAUUUCCUCGCCAUAUUCAAAGGGAAAUUCAUCAUCUUUGAGGGUGGGACGGGCCGACCUGGUGUUGUCAACCCUGAACGAGGACCCAGGCUCUUCCAGGUCAGAGGGACCAACGAGCUGAACACCAAGGCCACCGAAGUGCCGGCGAGGGCCUCGUCCCUCAACAGCAACGAUGUCUUCGUGCUCCAGACCCACCACGUGUGCAACCUGUGGUACGGGAAGGGCUGCAGCGGCGAUGAGAGGGUGAUGGGGAGAACGAUGUCUGAAGCGCUGUCCAAGCAGGACAAGCAGGUGGUGAUGGAGGGCCAGGAGCCAGCUGAAUUCUGGGUAGCCCUGGGAGGAAAGGCUCCCUACGCGUGUGACAAGAGACUGCAGCGGGAGGAGCCUCCUCACAGUCCACGGCUGUUUGAGUGCUCCAAUCAAACAGGUUGCUUCAGGAUGACCGAGGUGGACGACUACGCUCAGAGUGACCUGGACGAAGAUGACGUCAUGCUGCUGGACACCUGGGAGGAGAUCUUCUUGUGGGUCGGAAACUCAGCCAACCAGUACGAGAUCAAGGAGGCGUGGAACAGCGCGCAGGACUAUCUGAGGACUCACCCGGCGGGCCGCGACCCAGACACGCCCAUCGUCUGUGUCAAACAGGGAUACGAGCCGCCCACCUUCACCGGCUGGUUCAGCGCUUGGGACCCUCACAAGUGGAGCGGAGGAAACUCCUAUGAGGAGAUGACAAAAAAGCUGAGUGAUCCAGCAUCUCUCUCACAGAUCAGUGUUGAUCUGAGCAACCCUUUUUUCAAUAAGAGUCCCGGUGGUGGAGGUGGUUACAGGGCUCCAGGGGGCCCUGCAGGUUCCCCCACACCCUCUAACCCCGAGAGCCCGUCGACCCAAAGGGCCCAGGCCCUGUCCCCCUCCUCUGGCGGGAUGUACCUGGACCCAGAGGUCCUCAUCAACAAGUCUCCCAGUGAGCUGCCACAGGGAGUGGACCCCAGCUGUAGAGAGGAUCACCUCUCCGACGCUGCUUUCGAGAACCUGCUCGGCACGACUCGCCCAGAUUUCAAACGCCUGCCGAAGUGGAGGCAGAGUGACUUGAAGAAAAAAGCCGGACUUUUCUGAGAAACAUUCGCCGCUGAAUUUACAGGGAAACACUUUGGAACCGGUUUCAUUGUUCCCCAGACGACGCCUUCAUGGAAAGCUGAAGCAGCAUUGUAUCUGUUGCAAUAAGACAUUCCGACAGGUCCUUGAUCAUUUCACAUGGUUUUUGUUCUUAUUUCUGAUUGCAAUCCACCAUUAACCAAAUUAAAGUGAUUACAAGUGGUAGAAUUAGCAUAUUAAUAUGAUUAGGAAUAUACACAAAAUCAAAGACCUAAUUUACACUUAAAU
This is a messenger RNA of Pungitius pungitius (ninespine stickleback), 3109 nucleotides long. RefSeq names its product villin-like (gene vill). The transcript is spliced from 20 exons. The coding region runs from base 269 to 2842 and encodes 857 amino acids. Gene Ontology annotation, molecular function: actin filament binding; phosphatidylinositol-4,5-bisphosphate binding. Gene Ontology annotation, cellular component: cytoplasm; actin cytoskeleton. The record is from RefSeq and is a predicted model, not a curated record. Lineage: Eukaryota; Metazoa; Chordata; Actinopteri; Perciformes; Gasterosteidae. Gene Ontology annotation, biological process: cytoskeleton organization; barbed-end actin filament capping; actin polymerization or depolymerization.